Ixodes scapularis (black-legged tick) is the source of this 1323-nucleotide messenger RNA. RefSeq names its product cyclin-H (gene CycH). Gene Ontology annotation, molecular function: cyclin-dependent protein serine/threonine kinase regulator activity. The record is from RefSeq and is a predicted model, not a curated record. Gene Ontology annotation, cellular component: nucleus; transcription factor TFIIK complex. Bases 254 to 1258 code for a protein of 334 amino acids. NCBI's taxonomy places the organism in Eukaryota, Metazoa, Arthropoda, Arachnida, Ixodida, Ixodidae. Gene Ontology annotation, biological process: DNA-templated transcription; regulation of cyclin-dependent protein serine/threonine kinase activity; regulation of transcription by RNA polymerase II. The transcript is spliced from 10 exons.
GAUAAUAAAAGAACAAUGGCCAACAAUGGCUACGGACGCAAAAACAGAAAAAAACGUCGCAUGUGGGUACACGAGCGGCAGAGCGAUUGGUGAAUGAAAUGUGUUAUGAGCAUGUCAAUUACAGUCCACUUUACGCUGUGGUUCAUUCGGUGAGAACACGCAAAUGAAACAACAAGAGCAUUCGCUGUUGUAGAGCAGUCACAUUUUUCGCCGCGAUCGCGCGGCACACGCGACGUUAGGACCGGGCACAGUCAUGUUUUCCAACAGCACACAAAGCAAGCGCUGGAUCUUCCUAGAUGAACAGCAGAUCUCCAGGCGAAGGCAAGAGGCGAACGAGAGGUUCAUCGAGAGGCACCUGGACGAGUGCCGAUCACGGGAAAGCAGGUACGACUAUUUUCUCUCCCCGGAAGAAGAGCGCAUCAUCUACAAGCACUACGAGUUUGCUCUGAGGGACUUCUGCAAAAAGUUCCAGCCCCCUGUUCCCCGCAGCGUUACUGGCACGUCGUUCCAUUACUUCAAACGCUUCUACCUCAACAACUCCGUCAUGGACUACCAUCCGAAGCACAUGCUGGUGACGUGCGUCUACCUGGCGUGUAAGGUGGAGGAGUUUAACGUGUCCAUCGCCCAGUUCGUGAACAAUGUCCGGGGGGACCGGGAGAAGGCGACUGACAUCAUCCUCAACAACGAGCUUCUGCUCAUGCAGCAGCUCGAGUACCACUUGACCAUCCACAACCCGUACCGACCCCUCGAAGGGCUGCUCAUUGACAUCAAGACGAGGUGUCCUCAGUUUCCAGACCCCGAGAAGCUGAGAUCUCUUAUGGAUGACUUUCUGGAGAGGACACUGUUCACCGAUGCCGUGCUGCUCAUGGCCCCUUCUCAGAUAGCCCUGACAGCAGUUCUUUAUGCGGCAAACAAGGCUCAAGCAAACUCUGACGUAUACGUCUCGGACAUCCUUUUUGCAGGCUGUUCGCACGACAAGUUGCACCACAUCAAGGACGCAGUCAAGAAGCUGCACCUGAUGGUGAAGGCCAUUCAGGUUCCCCCAAAGGACAGGGUGCGGGCAGCAGAGCAGAAACUUGAAAAAUGCAGGAACCAGGAGAAUAACCCUGACAGCCAAAUAUACAAGCGGAAAAUGCAAGAGAUGAUGGAGGAUGAACACGUGGAUGGAAUUUCUAAAUAUCCUAGACUAUCAGAGGAGCAAAGGAGACUGGACGAUGAGACCCUUGCCAUAUCGUGCGCUCCAGACGGCUCUCCUUAGCAUGACCGUAACUGUUAUUUUCUCAUCUUUAGGACACAUAAAUAAAGAAUGAGAUCAUUGCAUGA